Messenger RNA from Meloidogyne enterolobii, 528 nucleotides. The record is from the annotation of a GenBank genome assembly. NCBI's taxonomy places the organism in Eukaryota, Metazoa, Nematoda, Chromadorea, Rhabditida, Meloidogynidae.
AUGGAUCGACAUGUGGCUGAAGUUGCUAUUGAGUCACUUAAGGAGAAACGCAUCCGGUUAGCUCAUCAACUUGAGGUGUUAAUGGGAAUUGAAUUAGAUGAAAAACAAUUGAAGGAGGAUUUUUAUGCGGCAUUCAUUAAACAUCACAGAAAGCAAUAUCCUCAAAUUACAAUUGGCCGAAUACACGAAUACUUUUUGAAGCAACGAAAUGCUUUGGGAAGACAAGCUAUUGUCGAUGUAGUAAAGGAUGAGUUGUACACUGCACUUGGCAACCCAAAUAGCCAAUUUUGGGAGCAAAUAGAUUUGGAAACGGCCAUUGAUAUUUGUUGUUAUUCGCGAUACAUAGAUCCAAAGAAACGCAGAGAAAAUUCCCCCAUUAUUAUUAUGAAUGAUAUAACCAAACGUGUUGAGUCUCAGCUUAACAUCAAUGAAGAAGGUGAAGGCACAUCUGGGACUAUUACUAUGGAGCAUGCAGAGGUGGCUAAUAUUUUUGCAAACAACGAGGAUAUGCAGACAGAAGAUUGGUGA